ACUACAACCACACUCAACCAACGCCUGUACCUUUCUCUGAACUUGCUCUGCUCAGUUUCAUCUGCUUCAAUACAUAAAGAUAUGUCGAGUGCCUGGCUUGUUGCGGCCUCUGUGCUUGUCGUAGGCGGCUUCCUCUAUAUUAGCUCUGGCAAGAAACGCCGCCCCACACAGCAUGAUCUUGAUCCUACACUGAAGAAGAAUCAAGUGCGUAUCACCACGGCCAAGAAGGCAUUCAGGCGCGAGGAUAUUGACCCAGAAUUCCUCGCCCGCCUUGAAAGACGUGAUAUUGUCGAAAUACCCAUGGGACAACCAUUUCCAUCUGCCGCAGCGGAGCCGACAACAGCGCAGCAGGACAAACAGAAUGACUGGCUUCCAGAUAGUCUGCAGAAGCCCAAGAAGACUUGUUUCAUGCCUGUCACACGUCUCAAAGGUCGCACAGCUUUCUUCUUAAGCACGAAGCUGCUUUUCGAUGCUCUUUCAAAAAGUCUCGAAAAGAUGCACCUCCUGAAUCUCCUGUGUAAACAUGCCUUGUCUUCCGGCGAAGCUGACAUUCA
This is a messenger RNA of Protomyces lactucae-debilis, 554 nucleotides long. RefSeq lists its product as uncharacterized. The annotation marks the transcript as partial. NCBI's taxonomy places the organism in Eukaryota, Fungi, Ascomycota, Taphrinomycetes, Taphrinales, Protomycetaceae. The transcript is spliced from 3 exons. The record is from RefSeq and is a predicted model, not a curated record.